AUGUCCAUACUUUAUGUCGAUUGCCUGAAAUUGUUAUCUGUUUGGCUCCUAAUUUUGCCCCAUCUGAUCACAGCUGAUAAGAUUGUAAAAUCACCACAAACAGUUCGAAGUGUCAAUUAUGAGGAUUUCUCCUUAUUAUGUGCUGAUGGUAUACCCUUAUUGAUGGAAGAUCACAAACCGAGACCAUGUCAACCAAGACCGUGGCUCAAAGAACAGAAAUGUCCAACUGGAUUCUGGUGUCAUGAAGGACAGUCGGAGCAUAGUUUCUAUUGUUGCCCCAGUAGUAGGAAAUUCGCUAAUCGUUGUCAUCUUCCACCGGCGGUCGGUUACGGUAAACAACGUAUGCGUCGAUUCUAUUUUGACUGGAAAACUGAUGCAUGCCACGAACUACAGUAUUCCGGAAUCGGAGGAAAUGAGAACAGUUUCAUGGAAUACGAAAAGUGUGAGCAAGUGUGUCGUGGUGCAGGAGAGCCACCAAUUUCGCUGCCAAGUAAUAUGAAAAUCAUGCCGAAAGAAGAAAUAAUGGAGUUGGAAAAACCAAAGAAGAUGGAAAAGCCAGAAAAAGACAAGAAAAUGGUUUAUCCAAAGGAAGUUGCCGCUCCAGUUUCAUUGCAACCCCCUUCUGUUCCAAAAACUACCAGCGAUGAUGUCUACGAAGCAUUCUAUACAGUAUCUCCAAAGACUUCAAGUACUCCUCCUCCAACUACUCCACUUUCAACAACAACUCCGUCAACAACAAAAUCAACAACUACAGAAGCAGAACUCCCAGAAGUUUCUGAUCCGAAUCCAUGUGCUUUGUCUCCAGAUAAAGGAUUCCCUGGGUCCAUGACAGUCAACAUGUGGUAUUACGAUGCAACAUCGACUACGUGCAGUCCGUUCAUGUAUCUUGGAAAAGGUGGAAAUUCAAAUCGAUUCGAGACAUCAGAAGAAUGCAUUGACACCUGCGGCAUCGGAAAACCAACUCGGAAGUCCUGCGAAUUACCACCAGCAAUCGGCAACGGCCCAUUCAACAUUCCUCGAUACUAUUUCGAUCGAGUCACCAAAAAAUGCGAGCGGUUCUUUUAUUCUGGCAGAGAUGGAAAUGAUAAUAGGUUUUAUAAAAAGAACAAGUGCGAACGAUUAUGUUUGAGAAAGAAAACAAAAAAGAAGGAAAACAUUUUCGAGUUCACCACCACUCCAUCAAUGCCACCAGUUAUCUACGAAUCCACUCCGAUGAGGAUUAUUCAGAAUUUGGUCCCAAGCGAGGCUACAACUCUGACAACAUCUACAUCUUUUCCAAGUACAGAAACUAGGAUGAAUACUGAUCCCUAUGUUUAUGCAACUCCAACACCUCAAGUCCAUAUUACCGUGGAACCUUGGAUCGAAAGAUUCACUGAAAAAUCAAAGAUCUUCGAAUACUCGACAACUCCCCACCCAACAUUAAUUUAUGAACCUAGAGGCGAAACCCUGCCUACCAUCAUCCCAGAAUCCACGACAACACCUUCAAUUGCUGAUCAUGUUUUCUCAAGUCUCAUGAAUACACAACAACGGGAACUUGUGAAAUUCGUACAGCCACCUGUUCCUCCAAGAACAGAAACCCCUCGAAAGUUCUCAUCUCACGAGACAAUUCCAUUUGGGCAAAUUGAGCAGCAACCAGUUCCAAUGACUGUUUAUGGGUCUGCUAAACCAACUAUAAACCAGUUUGGAAUGAAGGUUGAGCCCUAUCAAACAACGGAUUACAUGCUUCCACCUGUCUAUCCAUCCCCAUAUCUUCCACAACCUGCUUAUCCAGAAGUAAAAACCAAUUCCUCAGUUGUUAUCAGUUCCACCCAAACCGCUUCCGCUUCAGUUCCAAACUCUGCAAUCCCACCUUCCGUUGAUACCUCUUCCCAGAACCCCGGUUCCUAUGUUGGUCCGAUUCCUGCUCCCUCCCAGCCGAUCAUUUCUGAAACUGGAUCUUCUAAAAUUGAAGGUCCCGAAACUUCUCAAGUUCAAGUUGGACCGAUUCCACCGCCUUCAUCAUAUUUUGUCAUUCCUUCUUCUUCUUCCCAAGAACCGUCUUCCAGUCCGUACAUCCCAACAGGAAAUUCAGUUUCAUCCCAGCCACCACAAUCCUCACCACCACCAGAACCAUACGUCAUUUCCAAUCCAAUUCCAACUCUAUCUCCGACUGCUGGUCCACUUCCAUUUUCAUUUAAUAUCUAUCCAUUCCCAAGUCUUCCACCUCCAACCACUACAAUCUCCCCGCUUCCCACGCUUCUCCCACCCAACAUCUCGUACGUCACCUCGCCACCAGACAACAAUGAUUCGCCGUGUAGCCGUCCACUUUAUGGAGACGCGACUAUAAUGUGUGAAAAUCGGCAAGAGAUCUGUCCAAUGGGAACAUUCUGCCAAAUUGGACAAGGACAGAGCAUCUGUUGUCCUAUAAUGGAAGAACCUCCUUGCGAGCAAGCAAUCGAAGAAGGCAUUGGAAAUGUUCUGCUUAGACGUUGGUACUUUGAUCCAGCCACCAGAUUAUGCCAACCGUUCUACUAUAAAGGAUUCAAGGGGAAUCAGAAUAAUUUUAUGUCGUUUGACACCUGUAACAGAGCCUGUGGAUCGACAAACGUUUGUCUAGGAGGCAGUCCACAGAUGUCUAUUCACACUCAUCUUCUAUCAUGUAACUCUGAAGCUGAUUGUCCAUAUUCCCAUGACUGUAUUCAAUCUACACCUCAUAACAUCUGCUGUCCGAAAAUGGCUCAACCAGUCCCGGUUCCAGUCCCUGCUCCUCUAUCGGCACCAUCUCAAAACCAGAUCGUCGAACAACCAGCAUCCAAUUUGGUCAUUGACUUUAUUCCUUCUCCCCAUCCAUCCAAUAAUCUUUGUGAACAACCGAUGGAUAUUGGGUUCGGAGGUCUGUCGGAGCACCGUUGGGCAUUUUCGAAUGGCCAAUGCACCUCAUUCUUGUAUGCUGGACAAGGAGGAAAUAUGAAUAACUUUUUGACAAGAAAUGACUGUGUUAAAACAUGUCAAUCUCCGGCUCCAUCUCCUUCGUCACAAUGCUCUCAACCAGCUGCCAGUGGUCAUGGAGAACAGUAUCUUUCUCGAUACUUCUAUUCACCAGAAUACCGACAAUGUCUUCAUUUCAUCUAUUCUGGAGAAAGAGGAAAUUUAAAUAAUUUUGAAUCCUUGACAGAUUGUUUGGAGACCUGUGUAGCCAAUGGAAUCAAAUUCAGCUCACUUGCCAACAAUCCGAUGUCGCCAGUACCACCUCCACCUUCACCAACUCGUCUGCCAGCAUUCCAGUUCAAACCACGGAAUGUGUGUCCACAAGGAGACCCACUGGUUACUGUGGAUGGUCAACCAAUUCAGUGUGAUCCAUCAAAAGCAGCAAAGUGUCCCGGAGAUCAUGUAUGUACUCCGAGAGGUAACGAAGCGCAUUGUUGUCCGUCACCAAUGCACUUCUGUCUGCAAUCUCGUCCACCCAUAUCUGUAUGCACUAGUCCAGAUUUCGAACCAGUCCGAGAGAUUCGUUUCACCUAUGAUCCAAUGGCUGAUAGAUGUGUACGGUUUAGUUUCCAAAAUUGUCGGGGUGCCGCUUUUUCUCCAUCGGGAAGUCUGAAUAACUUUGUGAGCAACUCUCAAUGCAAUCGUCUGUGCUGUAAUCAAGGAUACAAUUUGGUGUACAAACGACGUCUUCUGAUGGCGAUGAACGAUGAUCCGAUGAUGGAUGAAGAGUGA
Caenorhabditis briggsae is the source of this 3699-nucleotide messenger RNA. The transcript has 13 exons. Bases 1 to 3699 code for a protein of 1232 amino acids. Lineage: Eukaryota; Metazoa; Nematoda; Chromadorea; Rhabditida; Rhabditidae. The record is from RefSeq and is a predicted model, not a curated record. Gene Ontology annotation, molecular function: serine-type endopeptidase inhibitor activity.